UUACAGAAUUCACUUGAACGCACCGCGCGGAGAGUCGCCUCGUUGCUCACGUGGGCGCGUGACGUCACUUGCAACAUGUGGAAAGCCAACACUGACUGACAUUCAUUCGUUGUCCAACAGACACAUUUCCAGCGCGCAGUCACGUGACCCGGCGUCUCCAAGCCGGCGAGUGGGACCGCAGACAUCGGAUAGAACGUUCUUCCUGAUCUCUGUUGUCUUGAUUUCUCUGUACGAGUGGGAGAAUUGGCGGGGCUUUUUGUGUCGAGCCUCAUUGGGAACUCCUGCACUGCCACGUCAUCCCAGGCGACGACUCCGUUUUUUGCACUCAAGUCAUAUCAUAUAUAUAUCCCCAAAAAUACGUGAGCGGCUGCGGCUCAGUUGUUGGAGCGGGUCACCCGACGGUCGGCGGUUCCGAUCUCGGCUCUCGGGCGAGGCACCUCAAUUGCAGCCGCUCGUAGGAACGCGUCAAGCGCUUUGGGCACCGUGAUGCUGUAGAUAAACGGGCUAUAGAGGUUUGCCAUUUUAUUUGUUGGCGUGACAUAAUACAUAAUGACGAAAUACAAAACCAAACGUGCCUGUCAUUUAACAUCUAGUAACUUCUGAAACAACACACAGAAUCACUCCAAAACAAAACAAACAAAUCGGCCUCCAGAUAACUCUCGUUUGGUCUUCCGUGCAGAAAUAUCGAGAACCACCAAGUGAAGCUGAUUGGGUUUCUUCAGCCGGAAAUGACGUGCCCUGAUUUGGAGCGUCUUCUCUCAGGAUGCUACAGCGCACAUUGUUCAUCAACUUCAAAUGUGUCCGGAUUUGACUGCUUUUCCCAACUCCAGUAUUCCUGACCAGCGCUGGCGAUCUCUCUCAUCGCUCUCCUCUGUACUCUUGCUCGCGCUGUGCGUCAUCGCCGCCCCUCCCUCCAUUCACAUAUGAGGCUACCCGCAACAUUGAAGAGAAGUUUUCAAACGCAUCCCUUGCAUGUGAAAGGAACCGGGUCGACCUUAUGAGUCAGCAUGCUUUGAUGACAAAAAGGUGUCGAUGUCACGCUUCCGUGACCAAAUGUGCCGAUGUCAUGCUUCUGAUCUGCUUUGCGCGGCGCAGAUCAAAGAGGCGAAAGAAAAGGUUUGUGAUUGUCCACUGACAAUUGACAACGCCGCCGUCAAAUACCAAUACAAGGGUUGCAAAGAUGGCGUCAAGUUUCAACAAAGCUCAUUUGAGAAAGGUCGCAGAAAAGAACCAAAUUUGUGACGGAGCUCUCCACCCGUCGCCAUUCGGCAUUUUCGACCUUCUCAACACACAGAAAUGCCUGAAAAACUUUUUCGCCCAGCGGGGGAUGUUUGGCGACUGCACGGCUAGCCCUGAAGUCAACCAGAAUGGGACGUCAAGCCUCAAGGCCAAAGAGAGGGACGACAAGAUCAACAUCAUCGUCAAGAGCAUCGUUGAGAAGAGCAUCGCGGACAUCGCCAAGAUGAGGCAGCUCAUCGCCCUCUGGGAUGCGGAGGAGCGCUCCACAUCGCAUUCUUACAUCGACGAGUCGUCGUACGGCGUCGUCACCCAACAGAAAAUUAAACAAUACCUGAGGGAUUUCUUCUCGGAGCGCCUCACGUCUGCCGAGCACCCCAGAGAUUUCCACGACGGCGCGGACCCUGGACGGGACUCUUAUGCAGAGAUGGCAAAGGAAGAAGACGCCGGCUCCUCGCUGUCUUCUCCCAUGAUUGGGAAGGCAAUGAGUAUGAUCAGCCAUGUGAUACAGCCUGUUGUUGACACCAUCGACUCUGCCAGCAGAGUUACAAAAACCGUAGCCAAUAUGUUAGGGUGGAACGAUCGAGACGACCACGAAACGACGACGGCAGAUGAGUCGGAUGAAGGAGCACAGCAGAAGUCAGCUCAACAGGUCUCCGGUCUUUUGCCCCCUGCAGAGGAGACCGUGGCGGAAGGUUCAUCUGCUUCUUCCACCACAGUCAGGAUGAAAAAGACCCUCACGCGUGACAAAACGGACAAGGAACAUCCGGUUCAGACCUCGAGCUUUUCACCAGCAAUGGACGAAGCUGUGGAGGUCAGUUCAUCUGCUUCCUCUUCCCCCGCAAACAAGCUCAGGAGUGCCAGGAAAGACGAUAAUCGUGUUCCCCCGGCGAUGUUCGACGAGGCUGUCAUGGAGGAACUCUGCAAUUUGCAAUAUGAGAUCCAGUUGACGCCCAGGCUCUCCCCCAUAUUGGAGGAGACCGGGGAGACAAAUUCUUCUGCUUCCUCUUCAGCCAUCCUGGAGAAGAUGUGCUUCUUUGAGGCAGACUCCGUCUCCGGCCUUGUCGUAGCGUCAGAGGGCACCGCUGCUCCUAUUCCUUCCACUUCUACGUGCACCUUCGAGAAGACCAAUGCCAUCCCAAGCAAGGUGCCUCCGCAACCGUAUAUCUUUGAGGAAGAGGCAGCGGAGCAGAAGUUCACCACUGAGAUGGCAUCGAGCCCUCGGGUUUCGCCAUUAAGUGGCCGGAAGCCAAACGUGAUGGGUGACAGCACAGAUGAGAACAUGUCUAGUUCGGAAUUCUCUGAAGAAGAGGUCACAAAAGCGAGCUCCGCCAUUGAGGCUCGGUCCACCCCGAGACUUUUGCACACGUUAGAUGGUGUCUCCCCAGUUCCCUCUCCUGUUACGUCUUCUCCCAUCAUUGAGAAGGCCAAAAAUAUCAUAAGCCAAGUGAUGCAUCCUGUUGUCUAUACAAUUGACUCUGCCAGCAAGGUUACAAAAACAGCCGGCAAAUCUAUUGCCAAAAAAGUGAGGUCCAUGUGGAAAUAUCGCUCUGGCAGGAAGAAGGGCAAGAGGGGUAAAGGAAAGAGUGACAAAAAAGCUGAGCGAACCGCACGUCAAGAUGUUUUGGACAAAGAAGACGGCAAUGAGGAGGAGGAGGAGGACAGGGUGGAGGACGAGGAAGAGGAGGAGGAAACGAACACUGCUGAGGUGGACUCAAUCUCCCAGCUUUCAGGCGCAUUAGAUGACGCUGAGGUUGUCUGUUGCUCAGAGGUUCCCGCGGGCAUCAUUGAGGACAACCACGUUGAGAAAUCUGCAGAUGUCUUGGAUGACGUGGCAGUGGAGGAGUUCUGUUUCUUUGAGGCAGAAUCCUCUUCUGUCAUUUCCACUCCAUUUUUGGACCCCAGGACGACGGCGUCGUGCGAUCCCGCCUCCUCCGCUUCAGCCGAUCCCGAGCAGGCAUACUCUGAAAAUUGUACUCCGGAUAUCUUAGAAGAACAACUGUCCUGCAAUUCUAUCGGCUUGUCGUCAAUGCCGGAGAAUCAACUGAGAAUCGCGGAGACGGACGAAGAGCAGCCCAGUGAGAUAAAUCCACUCCAGUCCGAGGAGGACGGACCCGAGCACAACAUCUACAGUAUUUUUGAGAACAUUUUCAGAGAGGAGUUUUCCAAAAAAUUAGAAAAUUCCCUCAGGCAGGGCCUCUGCGAUGCAGUCCGUGUCUACGUUCCAGAAAGAAGCUCAACAGAAUCCUUCGAGAGCACCGACAUCUCGGGGGAGCAGGCUGACAAUGGCACAAAACUGGAGAUCGAUACCUCCUCGGUGGGUCCGCGAGACUCUCUGGAGAGCGCCUCAACCUCGCUCACUUCUUUUACGAGCUACCAGUUGUUAGAAGACGGAAUGAGCCGGAAGCAUUUAUCAGAUGCCGACCUUAAAGGGAUGCCACCAGAGGGAUUUGAUUCCAAGAGCAAGUCGCUGUGGAAGAGGUGGAGAAUGCGGCGUGGCAGGAAGGUUCUGCCGGGUCUUUUGGCGGGCCGGUUUACUCCCGGUGCCGCUGACGACGUGACCGCAGACGGCAAAGCCACAGAACCAGCCAUCAAGUCCAUCUUGAAAAAAGUCACGUCAAUUUGGAAGUAAGGCAAGACUUCCGGAGUUGUUGGCUACGAGAGGCUCAAGAACGCUCGUUGAGUUGCAGGGAAUGAUCAAGACCACUUUGGAACUCCUCCUCAUGUAUUAUUAGAUAGUGAUUACUCUUUUAUAAAAGGAGAGAGGGGAGACUACUGCUGCUGCUACUAGUAGUCAUAUUCAUUCUGUGGCAAAGUGGAUUUCAGAAAUCAUGCUGGUCACUUUUUCUUGAUGGUGAUGCUGCUUUCUACACGACUGCUACGGAAGCACCCGCCCAUCUCUUUUGGAAAUGUACCCCUCAGCUCACUGAAGUGCUCCUCUGCGCAGUGGCCAAAACAAAAGGAAGCUAGGCGGAAGAAAAGUCAAAGGAGUCAACCACCUCUUCCCAACCUUUCAAGCGCGGAUGGCGUACCGCGUCCGGUUGCGCUCGUCCCAGGUGCCACGCGACUGGCUGACAUCGGGAAGGGCGGCCGUGUUCAAUUCCACGGGAACGGCGUCCUCGUCUGUGGGUGGCGGCUUCCCACGCGCACCGCUCAAACGACGAUCAGUACCUGUACGUGGACAUCUCAACGACUAUGCGUGUGUGUGUGUGUGUGUGUGUACCAGCCCAAUGUUCGAAGCGGCAUGCUGGACUGCGCUGGUGAAAAUGACGACUGCGAGUUCCUCUUUUCUGCGGCGCUCAAUCGGCAGGCCAAUAAUCUCAACAUUCAAAGCCCCUUUCGCACACGAUUUCCAGAAAAUGUGCGCAUCACAGAAGUACCGGUCGGGCCAAAAUGCCUUGCUUCCCGCAAUCGGAUAGACGUCAGAAGGUCAAAUUCUACCGUCCCGUUCUGUAAUGCCUCUGCCGAGUACCUCAGAAGCUGCAAUAUUGGCGGGCUCGCUUCAAGUCCCCAUCCCAUAUGGCUACCUUUCGCACAGAUGGGCUUUGAAGGGCAGUGUGAAAAGGGCUCGAGUUGAAUGCGAUUCGAAUACACCGGUGGUGCCAUUGGGAGUCUGAGGGACGACAAGGCCCAAGAACGCGGGUGUGCUUGUGUGCAUGUGUGACUGUGAGGGAGGUGAGUGAGUUAGGAACCCUAACUGGCCAAAGUUGGGGAGCUCCGCUAAGCCCACGUGUGUUAUAUCCCCGAUCCGGGCUUGGAUGGACAUCUUGCUCCGACUGGGAGCACAAGCUCACCAUCUCUGAGACGAAACUGAUGGAUUACGGUCGCUGUUGUUAUCGUAGCGUAGCGUAGCGAGCACGAACGCGGCGUGCGUGGCAUCCCGCAGCAUCGGACCGCGUAUUCUUGGUAGAAAUAGUUUGGCGACUGAGAGACUCCUCGAUCAGCGAAGUCUAGCUAACGCCGGAGUGAGCGGUAGGCUCUUUCUGAACCGCCAAGAGCAGACCAUCGCCACCUGUAGAGACAACCUACAAGCAUCCUCCGUUGUCGUCGUCGGUUUCGUCAUGAAUUUGGAUUCACCUGUUUAAAGACGCCAUCUGGCGAGAUGAGCUGCGUGCGCCCCCUACCGUUGAUCUCCGGUGUGUAGCGGGGGCCACAAUAGAAAAGAGCAAAUUACCAAUAAAUCUUCGAAGUUAACCCAAAUGCUGUUUCAUUCAAUGUCUCGUUCAAUCUGCAUUUGCAUAUUUCAUCUUCCUGGCUAGCGACUUUACAAACAGGAUGUGCAGCUGGGAGCUGUCUUCGUGCGGGACACAGAACACCUCCACCGCCAGGUGGGAGAGAACCUGGACCUCCGAGUGACGCGCCCACGUAUUUGCCAGCAGCCUGGUCUUUGGGCGUGUCCAAACCAGGGGUCUGCCCCAGCUGGGGAUGUGAUUGGAGUCGGGUAUCAUUUUGAAACUGAAAUACUUCAGUAUUUUC
Phyllopteryx taeniolatus (common seadragon) is the source of this 5712-nucleotide messenger RNA. RefSeq lists its product as uncharacterized. The record is from RefSeq and is a predicted model, not a curated record. The transcript has 2 exons. NCBI's taxonomy places the organism in Eukaryota, Metazoa, Chordata, Actinopteri, Syngnathiformes, Syngnathidae. The coding region runs from base 1181 to 3868 and encodes 895 amino acids.